This is a messenger RNA of Arthroderma uncinatum, 1635 nucleotides long. Its product is annotated as peroxin 24. Gene Ontology annotation, biological process: peroxisome organization. Gene Ontology annotation, cellular component: peroxisomal membrane. Bases 1 to 1635 code for a protein of 544 amino acids. The transcript has 3 exons. NCBI's taxonomy places the organism in Eukaryota, Fungi, Ascomycota, Eurotiomycetes, Onygenales, Arthrodermataceae. The record is from RefSeq and is a predicted model, not a curated record.
AUGGAUGAAUAUACCGCUGAACUGUUCUCGGACCAGGACGACGGCAGCGGCGCUGGUGUCACCAAUGACGACAGGCACGAUGGCAGCAGGCUUCCCUCAAACUCUGCAAAGGAAGAAGUGCAGCAGUCCUCUGUCAAGAUGGAUAGCAGAAAGGAAGACACAAAUUCCACCGCUGGCCCUUCGUUGCAGGACCGGCUGCUUGCCAGGCAUCAGCUGGUUCCGUCUGAUAUCGACAGCGAUGAUGAGGACGCCACUGAGGCAGCAGCGUCGAUAGAGCGGCCACCUUUUAGCCUCCCUACCAUGACAAACAACUUCCGACGCUUUAAUGCAAGAAUCGGAAUUGCCUUUAAAUUCCAGUAUAGAGUCAUUAAGCUUCUAUCCUGGAGGCGCAGAACUCAAACCUGGUCUCUUAUAUGUGUCUAUUCAUUUCUCUGUCUGGACCCAUACCUAUUGGCGGUGCUUCCAUUUGUUAUUAUUCUUCUUUCUUUCAUGAUUCCUGCCUUCUUGACGCGGCACCCUCCACCGCCCCCGUCGGCUUCAACCUCCAGUACAACCCCGUACUACUCGUACGAAGGCCCGGCACUUGCCCCAGCUACAACUAUAAAGCCCGCCCCUGAGACAUCUAAAGACUUCUUCCAUAACAUGCGAGAUUUGCAAAACUCAAUGGCGGAUUUUGCCGUCCUCCAUGAUGCAGCCGUAUCACUCAUUGCUCCGGCCACAAACUUUUCCAACGAAACCUUGUCUUCGUCCCUCUUCAUUGCAUUCACCGGAUGUGCAGGUGCCGUCUUCCUCACAUCACAUCUCCUCCCCUGGCGUUUCAUCAUGCUCUUCCUAGGGGACGCUUUGAUUUUGUCUAAACAUCCUACCGCUAAGCCCUUUUUUGAGAUGGUGAAGGAGGUAUUUGAAUCUCAUAGCGCAUCUCAGUCCAAAGAGAAGGAAGGACCGAAAUCCUCGCUCAACCUUUAUGGGUACUCCAUCCCUCUGACUGCGGUUGGCUUGAUGGAUCUUUUGGACUCAAUUACUGCCAUAUCACUUUCCGCAGAACCAGAAGAGCGCGAGGUCGAGAUCUUUGAACUGCAGCAUAAAACAUACUCCUUAUACUCAGCAUCGCCUGAAUGGGAGCCAUUCCUAUUUACAUCCACUCCAUAUGACCCGCUCUGCCCAUCUCGUAUAUCUGGAGAUAGACCAAGAGGCUCUAGAUUUUUUGAAGACGUGCGACCCCCACCUGGAUGGGUCUGGAAAAGCAAGAAAUGGGAAUUGGACCUUGAAUGCAGAGAAUGGGUUAUGGAACGUAUGGUGACGGGAGUCGAGUUUGAAAUCCCCGAUAGCCACGAUGGAAUCAUGGGUGAAGAGGUUGGAGGCUGGGUAUGGGAUCUGCCAUUUAGCCCGCCUGAGGAGGACCCUGAUGUCACUGAUAGCCUGACAUACACGGACUCGUGGGAGAGCCCAAGGAGUAAGGCGCAACAGUCACCACAAACGAAUAAACGCCCGAGCCAUGUAGACAAGCCUGAGUGGGAAGAGGCUACUAGACGAGUUGACAGGGCUGGUGACUGGAGAAGAAGGCGGUGGGUUAGGGUCGUGCGAAGAAUGACUGUUGAUGAGAAGACGUCGAGGGCGACUUCGCUAUCCGCCUAA